Molecule: messenger RNA, 358 nt
Organism: Anopheles gambiae (African malaria mosquito)
Lineage: Eukaryota; Metazoa; Arthropoda; Insecta; Diptera; Culicidae
Exons: 1
Coding region: 60-332 (90 amino acids)
Source: RefSeq, a predicted model, not a curated record
GACUUUUCGAACGAUCAUCAGUUGACUAGUACCCAACGCUCAACAAUACAACCGUCACCAUGAAGUUCGCUCUUGUUCUGCUUGCCCUGUUCGCGGUGGUGUGCAUCUGCCAGGCUUACCCACAGCCUGCCGAGGAUGCGAACGCUCAGGGAGCACAGGCAUCCCAAGGAGCUCAGGCAUCUCAGGGAGCUCAGGGACAGGAGCAGGCUUCUAGUUCCAAGUCCGAGGCCGAGAUCAUCGCUGAGCUGAAAGCCAACCCGAAGGGACGCUUUUGGGGAGCGCUUGCUAGUAUCGUUGGUAACCUCGUUGUAAACUGGAUCAACCGUGGAUAAGGUAUUAAAGCAACGAUAGAAACUUA